UUUGAAGUGUCAAACAUUAACUGCGGCCAACUUAACUCAACAUGUCCUUUCUUCCGGUUCUCUCUGUCAAGCAAGAUGCCCGGCGUUACUGUAAAAGAUAUUGAUCAACACGCUUGCGUCAAGGCUGUUGCCAGCUUCUUGAAGAAGACUGGUAAACUAAAGGUCCCCGACCAAAUGGACAUCAUCAAGACAGCCAAAUACAAGGAAUUGGCUCCUUACGAUCCCGACUGGUUCUAUAUCCGUUGUGCUUCGAUUUUGCGUCAUUUGUACCACCGCAGCCCAGCUGGUGUUGGUUCCAUCACCAAGAUCUACGGUGGCCGCAAACGUAACGGUGUCCACCCCUCUCACUUCUGCCGUGCUGCUGAUGGUGCUGCCCGUAAAGCUUUGCAAGCCUUGGAACACGCCCGCCUUAUCGAAAAGCACCCCGAUGGUGGCCGUAAAUUGACCCCAAUUGGCCAACGUGAUUUGGAUCGCAUUGCCAAUCAAAUCGUCACCAAGCAACGUGAAGCUACCAAAGUAGCUGGCCCAAUUGUCAUUUCCGAAAACUAAAGUUGACAAGAGAAAUAAAAAAUAGUUGAUACUUUUUUUUUAACUAAA
This is a messenger RNA of Musca domestica (house fly), 597 nucleotides long. Its product is annotated as small ribosomal subunit protein eS19A. Gene Ontology annotation, cellular component: ribosome; cytosolic small ribosomal subunit. Bases 76 to 549 code for a protein of 157 amino acids. The record is from RefSeq and is a predicted model, not a curated record. Gene Ontology annotation, biological process: ribosomal small subunit assembly; translation. NCBI's taxonomy places the organism in Eukaryota, Metazoa, Arthropoda, Insecta, Diptera, Muscidae. Gene Ontology annotation, molecular function: structural constituent of ribosome; RNA binding. The transcript is spliced from 3 exons.